This is a messenger RNA of Staurois parvus, 1374 nucleotides long. Lineage: Eukaryota; Metazoa; Chordata; Amphibia; Anura; Ranidae. The record is from the annotation of a GenBank genome assembly.
AUGCGGUUAUCCUGCUACCUGGUAUUUUGUGUCCUUCUGGUCCCCAGUUUACAACAAGAGAAUGAGGAGCCCAACACUUUCACGGAAUGCACAGAUGGCUAUGAGUGGGAUUCAGAGAGACAGCAUUGUAAAGAUAUCAACGAGUGUUUGACAAUCCCUGAUGCCUGCAAGGGUGAAAUGAAGUGCAUCAAUCAUUAUGGUGGUUACCUAUGCCUUCCUCGUUCUGCCUCUGUAAUUAGUGACUCCCACCCUGAUCCUGGACCUGCUGGAAACCCUCAUGGUGGUGCUGGAACUGAUCAAAGAAACAACCCUUGUCCAAAUGGGUACCAGCCUGAUUCACAAGGACUGGGUACCUGUGUAGAUGUAGAUGAGUGUGCCCAUGAAAUUGACGACUGCCUGCCGAGCCAGGAAUGUGUAAACAUACCCGGUGGCUUCCACUGUAAAUGUCCAGAUGGCUAUAGGAAGAUUGGAAACGAGUGUGUAGACAUUGACGAGUGCAGAUACAGAUAUUGUCAACAUCGCUGUGUUAAUUCUCCUGGAUCGUUCACCUGUCAGUGCGAGCCAGGAUUUCAGCUGGCAUCUAAUAAUCGCUCAUGUGUAGAUGUCAAUGAAUGCUCAAUGGGCGCACCAUGCCAACAGCGCUGCUACAACACCUAUGGCACCUUUCUCUGUCGCUGUAAUCAAGGCUAUGAACUGGAUCAAGAUGGUUAUAGCUGCAAUGAUAUUGAUGAAUGCAGCUACUCCAGCUACAUAUGCCAGCAUCAGUGUGUGAACGAGCCUGGACGGUUUUCCUGCAUUUGCCCGGAGGGAUACAAUUUGCUGGGCACCCGCCUCUGCCAAGAUAUCAAUGAAUGCGAGACCGGAGCCCAUACCUGCACUGAGCAACAGAGCUGCGUCAACUUCCAUGGGGGUUACCGUUGUGUAGAAAAGAAUCUCUGCAUAGAACCAUAUAUUCAAGUGUCUGACAACCGAUGUAUGUGCUCAAGCAGUAACCCCCUGUGCCGUGAUGAACCUGGUUCUGUGGUAUAUAGGUACAUGAGCAUCACGUCAGACCGCAGUGUGCCCUCAGAUAUAUUCCAGAUCCAAGCCACCAGUGUCUACCCUCGGGCUUACAACACCUUCCAGAUACGAUCAGGAAAUGAGCAGGGAGAUUUUUACAUCAGGCAAAUAAACAAUAUUAGUGCGAUGCUUGUACUGGCACGUCCUAUUACCGGCCCCCAAGAGUAUGUUCUGGAUCUGGAAAUGCUGACCACCAACUCCCUACUGAGCUAUCGUUCCAGCUCUGUACUCAGACUCACUAUAUUCGUUGGGGCACAUCCUUCUAGAACAAGUCACUGCAUUAUCUAUUGGGCUAUAAAACUUUUCUCUUGGUAA